Molecule: messenger RNA, 1984 nt
Organism: Cyclopterus lumpus (lumpfish)
Lineage: Eukaryota; Metazoa; Chordata; Actinopteri; Perciformes; Cyclopteridae
Product: endophilin-B2-like
Exons: 14
Coding region: 276-1457 (393 amino acids)
Biological process (GO): membrane organization
Cellular component (GO): membrane; cytoplasm
Molecular function (GO): protein binding
Source: RefSeq, a predicted model, not a curated record
ACAAAAUAGAAAAUACGAGACCUUCGUGAGCUAAAGUGAAGUCACUGCUGUUAUCGUCAGUGGUAUUAUAUUAUAGACACGGACCAUUGUUAGUCCACUUCGUCCAAUGUUGUGCUUUUAAAUAUUUGUGUCAGAUUGAUAUAUGUGUGACGUGACGAGGGGUAAUGGUCACGUGAUUUCUGGCAUGACAUAUAACGUCCAGUCGCUGGUGUAGAUAGAGUAGCUAAGCUAGUCUGCUUCGAGUGUAACUUCACUAGCUAACAGAGACGGAAAGAAUGGAUUUCAACGUGAAGAAGUUAGCCUCCGGUGCUGGAGUAUUUUUCACCCGAGCUGUCCAGUUCACAGAGGAGAAGUUUGGCCAGGCGGAGAAGACGGAGCUGGACGCUCACUUUGAGAACCUGCUGAGCCGCGCAGACUGCACCAAACUGUGGACUGAGAAGAUCUACCGCCAGACGGAGGCCCUGCUGCAGCCCAACCCAAUUGAUCAUACUGGUGCCAGAAUUGAAGAGUUUCUCUAUGAAAAGUUGGACAGGAAGGUACCAUCCAGAAUUACCAAUGGAGAGCUGCUGGGUCAAUAUAUGCAGGAUGCAGCAAAGGAGUUUGGUCCUGGAACUCCAUAUGGGAGUACUUUGAUCGAGGUGGGGGAAUGUGAGAGAAGAUUAGGAGCAGCAGAGCGGGAGUUCCUCCAGACCUCAGCUAUCAGCUUUCUCACCCCACUCAGGAAUUUUCUGGAAGGAGACUGGAGGACCAUUUCAAAAGAAAGACGUCUUCUGGAGAAUCUUCGCUUGGAUCUGGAUGCCUGUAAAACCCGUCUGAAGAAGGCCAAGGUGGCUGAGGCCAAGGCUGGGUGCGAUGGUGAAAUGGCACCAGAUUUUCAGGAGACCAGACCCCGCAACUAUGUGCUUUCUGCCAGUGCCUCUGCGCUCUGGAGUGAGGAAGUGGACAAAGCUGAACAUGAGCUCCGGGUGGCUCAAACCGAGUUCGACCGCCAAGCAGAGGUCACCCGGCUGCUUUUGGAGGGCAUCAGUAGUACACAUGUGAACCACUUGCGCUGCCUGCAUGAGUUUGUGGAGGCCCAAGCCGCUUAUCAUAAGCAGUGUCAUUUCCACAUGCAAGAACUACAGAAAGAGCUGGGAAGGCUUCCCAAUGCAUUUGCACUGAACGCCACUCACACUAUAGCCACCACGGGCUCUGCAACAGAAGGCCUCAGCAGCCCUGUGGAGACAGACACACUGAAGAUUGAGGAAGUUCAGGCACCAGCUACAGGAACCCGCAAGGCCAAAGUCCUUUACGAUUACGAUGCUGCUGACUCCAGUGAGCUCUCACUUUUAGCUGAUGAGGACACAAACCCCAGUCUGCUGAGUGAAAGCCCUGCAUGCACUCUGUUGCUCUUUCUGACACCAGGGCGGGUGAGGGGGUCUCAUUACAGUUUACACAGUGCCGGGAAUGGACUCUGACUGGCUGAUUGGAGAGAGAGGGAACCAAAAAGGAAAAGUGCCUGUCACAUACCUGGAGCUUCUCAGCUAAAGAGCCCCCCCCCCCCCCCCCCCACACACACACACACACACACACACACACACACACACACACACACACACACACACACACACACACACACACACGUGCAUGUGUGAUAACUACUGAAGCCUUGAGGAUUCGUCAUUUGCUUCAUUCAAUUUCACACUCUUCCACUAACCUGUAACUUUCCAUAGCAUUCCUCCAGUAAGCAUUAGCACAUGUGUUACGUGAAACACACUGACAGAAGGGAUAAUGAAGACAUUGUUACAAUGAUCUGCAUUACCUCCAUGGAGAUGGGUUAACGUUACUUUUAGAGAUGUUUGGUGGGCUAUUAUGAUGGUGUUUUCUUUUCCUAUUUAUGACUUAUUUAUUGUUGUGCAUCCCAAUGGUUCAGGUAGACCUUCCACACUCUCUGCAGAGGUAUUUCCAUCGAAUUUAUGUUGUUGAACUGAUUUUGUUUUAAAAG